AUGCCACCUGGGCCUACUGACGUUCGAGGCGGAUGUCCAGGGCUGAAUUUAUUAGCCAAUUAUGGAUACAUUCCUAGGAGCGGGAUCACCGAUAUGACAACAUUGUUGUAUGCAAUGCAAGAGGCCCUUGCUAUCAAGACAUGUGUAGAUUUGACAACCCUAAAGAUGUCUAUUGGUGACACGGAUGCUCGGACUGAUGGUCCACUGACUUUUUUGUUGGGAAGAACCCCUGGACUAUUUGCCCCUCAGACUCACAACAAAUAUGAAGUUGACGGAUCUUUGACAACGGAUGACGCUUACUUUGCGGGAGGCCAAACUAAACAAUUCGAUGGUUCUAGAUGGGCAACCUGGUAUAAACUCGCAGAGACCAAAUAUAACGGCAUCAUGACCGCUGCUUGGAACGGAGAAGUUAGAUCCAUGCAGUACGAUAUGUGUCGCAAUUCAAACCCUGAAUGCCAUUGGGGUGUAAUAGAACAACUUGUGUUCUAUCUAGGUCAAGCCUUCAUUCCGACUAUGAUGACAUCAACUGGAGCGGACGGAUUACCCGGACCAGCAUUGGUGGAUUCCAUCAACCAGUUCAUGGGGAUAGUCAAACAGCCCGAUGGGACUUUUACUCGUGGGCAUUCGCAUCUCCCUCCCGGUCCAGAAGGCGUUUGGUAUAGACGAACGAUACCCCUCACCACGGUCGAGCUCGCUGUGCCUGGUGCUCUGUCGUUGCUCUCUCAUUUACCCCAAUUCGGUCACAAUGAAGGAAGAGUCGGAAAAUGGAACGUCGCCCCAAUUCAAAUCCCCGACGUGAUUGCUGCUCCAACAGUCGCCUGUUUGUUAUUGAAGUCGGCUUUGGAUACCAAUGGAACUAGAUUCGAAGGAGCUACUCUACCUCCUCUCAAAAACUUGCUAGAAUAUGUUCUUGCGCCUGUCAAGAAUCAAUUAUCAUGUAACUGA
Molecule: messenger RNA, 945 nt
Organism: Melampsora larici-populina 98AG31
Lineage: Eukaryota; Fungi; Basidiomycota; Pucciniomycetes; Pucciniales; Melampsoraceae
Exons: 16
Coding region: 1-945 (314 amino acids)
Molecular function (GO): peroxidase activity
Source: RefSeq, a predicted model, not a curated record